Messenger RNA from Panonychus citri (citrus red mite), 2309 nucleotides. It is a transcript of the gene Rop, whose product is annotated as protein ROP-like. Gene Ontology annotation, cellular component: secretory granule; plasma membrane. Gene Ontology annotation, biological process: neurotransmitter secretion; vesicle-mediated transport; intracellular protein transport. The transcript is spliced from 6 exons. NCBI's taxonomy places the organism in Eukaryota, Metazoa, Arthropoda, Arachnida, Trombidiformes, Tetranychidae. The record is from RefSeq and is a predicted model, not a curated record. Bases 276 to 2033 code for a protein of 585 amino acids. Gene Ontology annotation, molecular function: syntaxin binding.
AUAUUGAAGAGAUACAAUUAGUUAAUUGAUAGAAAAUUUUGACAAUCAAAGAAUCAAAAUUUGCUCUAAUCAAAGAGCGACAUCUAUGUUCUAAUGGGCGUGUUGUGUUUCUGAUUCAUUUUGACGUAAGUUUUUCAUCUUGAAAGGAUAACAAUUGUUUCCAAUUUUAAUUUUCAACAUAUUCUUUUAAUCAUCAAUCAAUUAAUUUGUUUAAUUACUGUUCCAUUGGUGUUGUUUUUGUUCUGAGCCUUGAAAUACAAUAAAAUCUCAUCACCAUGGCUCUUAAAAUGCUGGUUGGUCAAAAAAUCAUGAACGAGGCAAUCAGAACAUGUAAAAAGAAGGGUGAAUGGAAGGUCUUGAUUGUUGAUCAAUUGGGAAUGAGGAUGAUCUCAGCCUGUUGUAAGAUGCAUGAAAUUGCCGUUGAUGGUAUUACAAUUGUGGAAGACAUAGUGAAAAAGAGGGAACCUCUUCAUCAUAUGGAAGCUAUUUAUUUGAUUACUCCAACGGAUAAGUCUAUUCGGCUUUUGAUGCAAGAUUUUCUCAGUGCUCGUUCCGCAAUUUACAAAGGAUGUCAUGUAUUCUUCACGGAAUCUUGUCCUGAUGAAUUGUUUAACGAAUUGUGCAAAUCUCCUGCUGCCAAAUACAUUAAAACGUUGAAAGAGAUCAACAUUGCCUUUUUACCCUACGAAUCACAAGUAUUCUCACUUGACUGCCCUGAGGCAUUCCAAUAUUUCUACAAUCCUGCUAAACAAUCAGGUCGUUCAGCUAAUCUUGAAAGAAUAGCUGAACAACUCGCAACAAUAUGUGCUACUUUGGGUGAAUAUCCUAGUGUACGAUUCAGGUCAGAUUUUGAUCGUAACGCUGAACUUGCUCAGCUUCUUCAGCAAAAGUUAGAUGCAUACAAAGCAGAUGAUCCAUCAAUGGGUGAGGCUCCAGAAAAACAUAGAUCACAGUUGAUUAUUCUUGAUCGUGGUUUCGAUUGUGUUUCACCGUUGCUUCACGAAUUAACCUUCCAAGCGAUGGCUUAUGAUCUUUUACCUGUUGAAAAUGAUGUUUACAAGUUUGAACAAACAACCGGAAACGAAGUUCGUGAGAAGGAAGUUCUUUUGGAUGAAAAUGAUGAACUUUGGGCUGAAUUAAGGCAUCAACAUAUUGCCGUGGUCUCUCAAAAUGUUACCAAAAAUUUGAAAAAGUUCAUUGAAAGUAAACGAAUGAGCACUUCGGAUAAAACAAGCCUGAAAGAUUUAUCUCAGAUGAUUAAAAAGAUGCCUCAAUAUCAGAAAGAGUUGAGCAAAUACUCAACCCAUUUACAUUUGGCUGAAGAUUGUAUGAAAGCGUAUCAAGGUUAUGUUGACAAAUUGUGCAAAGUUGAGCAAGACCUUGCGAUGGGUACCGAUGCUGAAGGAGAGAAAAUUAAAGAUCCAAUGAGAAAUAUUGUUCCCAUUCUUCUUGACCAAGGAGUUGGAAUAUUUGACAAAAUUCGUAUCAUUCUUCUUUACAUUCUCUCCAAAAAUGGAAUCUCCGAAGAAAAUCUGACCAAAUUGAUUCAACAUGCACAAAUUCCGCCUGCAGAUAAAUGUAUCAUCACCAAUUUGGCUCAUUUUGGUUUAUCAAUCAUUUCGGACGGAGGCCGUAAGAAAAUGUACCAAAUCCAAAGAAAGGAGCGUAUCAAUGAGCAAACCUACCAAAUGUCUCGUUGGACACCAGUGUUGAAGGAUCUCUGUGAGGAUGCAAUCGAGGAGAAAUUAGAUCAGAAACAUUUCCCCUUCUUGAGUGCUCGAGUGGCUACUGGAUUUGGCCGACCCACUCCGACCUCCGUUCGUUAUGGUAAUUGGCAUAAAGAUAAAAACGCUUUGAAUGUUAAAAAUGUCCCUCGAUUGAUUGUCUUUGUCAUCGGUGGAUUGACCUAUUCCGAGAUGAGAGUUGCCUAUGAAGUAACAAGAGAUAUUAAAACAUGGGAAGUGAUUGUUGGUUCUGAUCAUAUUUUAACCCCUGAGGGCUUCCUCUCAGACUUGCGAGAUCUCAGCAGUUGAUGAAAUAAUCAUCGUUUUCAUUCACAAAAUUCAUCUGCAAAUUAUUAGUUUGAAAACUAGUCAACACCCAAUUAUUAUUACUGAAUCACCAUUAUCAUGAUCAUUGAGGAAACAGCAAAAAUAGAAACAUUUUGAUGAUUUUUGAUUUGUUAAUUGUUGAUUCUUUGAUCGUCAAUAUAUAUAUAUUGAUUAUCAAAGAAAUUAAUCUAUCAGUUUGUUGAUAUAUAAUAAUCACUUUAAUUGAGUCAUCCUUUUGAACAAUUUAAAUUGUUGUCA